Molecule: messenger RNA, 2005 nt
Organism: Phanerochaete carnosa HHB-10118-sp
Lineage: Eukaryota; Fungi; Basidiomycota; Agaricomycetes; Polyporales; Phanerochaetaceae
Exons: 8
Coding region: 52-1863 (603 amino acids)
Biological process (GO): attachment of mitotic spindle microtubules to kinetochore
Cellular component (GO): Ndc80 complex
Source: RefSeq, a predicted model, not a curated record
UCAGGGAUACCCAUGCCAUCCACCGUGAAGAAGACGAGUCAUAGUGGCAGAAUGUCCAUGUCCGGCCCUGCGCUUCGAGCGCCAUAUCCUAUGCCUAAUCAUGGGCCUGGCCCAACACCGAGGGCCUUGAUGCGUUCCCAGAAUAUGAACCCGUUGCUCAUGAGUGCGAGCAAGCCGAACUUCGGGCGGACACCUGUACAAAGCAGCACGCGCCGAGGGUCGAUGUGGACCGGAGGUGCGCAGGGCAACGUCGCCUCGACUAGUCAGGCUGCGAAGGAUACCAGACCUCUACGAGAGCGGUCCUAUCAAGUCAAGAUGCGACAAGACAUCAUCGACUGGUGUCGAGCCAACGACCUCGAUGUCUCGCCGCAAAUCCUGCAGAACAUCACGGCGAAAGACUUUAGGGUCAUCUUCGAACAACUUGUGCAAUGUCUAGAUCCUGACUGGCAUUUCGAUCCUGCGAAGAAUCUUGGUGAUCAGCUUAUUCAAGCACUAAAGGCCCUGUAUUAUCCCUACGUCAGUUCCCUCGACCUCAAGUGGCUUUCUGCACCUGGAGCGCCAUACUCAUGGCCGUCAUUACUGGGCAUGCUACACUGGCUAGCGGAAAUGGGCAGAGCAAAACGGGAAUACCUCGAAAGUGGCGAUCCCACGCUUCAAGAUCCAGACCAAAUCCCUGUUGCUUUCGAAGACGAUAAUGCUCUCGCCUUUGAACAUUAUGUGGCAACGUACGAAGCAUUCCUUCUUGGCGCCGACGUAUACCCAGAGCAAGAGCGAAUGAUCGAAGAAAGAUAUGCUAAGAAGGACGAACAGGUUGUAUCCGAGCUGCAGUCUCAAAAAGAGAAGCUGGCGCAAGUUGAAACAGAACUGGAGACCCUAAAGAAAGCACCGCCACCCGUCAAGCAACUGGAGGAGAAUCACGGGUACUUGACAAGAGAUAAGAUCAAGUUCGAGGAGUGCAUACAUGUCUAUGAAGACAGGAAGCAAAGGUUAGAGAACGCCAUAGCAAUUACGAACGAUGAAAUCGAGCAUAUGUCGAAGACCAUCGACGAUCUCAACGCUGAGCAGAACCGUCUGGCCUCCAUUGUGAAAGUGCAAAACCUCUCCCCGGAAGAGGUCCUGCGAAUGAACACCGAACACGAGACGCUUUCUAAUGACCUCAGGACCCUGAAGAGCAAGAUUGCGGAGUCUACCAAGACGAUCAACAAGCUCGAAGUGUCCCUGGGUAAGAAGACUGCCGACGCUGAGGAAGCUAUCGACACUUACAGCGGGCUGCUCACAACGCUCGAGCUCUUCCCACCACUACCGCCACCUCUCGAAGAUGUGCACCUCGCUCUGCGCAUGAACUCUGCGGCGUCCGACCUACGACAGCUCCUCACGGGGCCUGAUAUCGCAGACGCUGUGAAGCCGAGCUUGGCCGUCAUCGCUGACCAGAAACGCCAGCAGCGCGCCGAGAUCGAGAACGACAGGAUCGCAGUGGACAACGAUCUCGAUCAGCUUGUCACCGCGUGUGAGAACAUGGAAGAGGAGGUGCUGGACGUCCUCAAGAAAGCGAAUGCGCUGAAUGAUCAGGCGGAAGAGCUGAGAGAAAUGGUCCAACGGGAAGUGCUCGCGAGCAAUGCGGAGGCUGAGCGACUUGAAGAAGCUUUGGCACAAGCGCGGUCUGCUGCGAAAGCGCACGGAGUCGGUGUCAAAGCACGGUUGCAGGCGCUUCAGAUCGCAUACAAGGAGCAAGUGGCGAAAGUCAACCGUCUCCGAGACGACACUGUGCGCGAGAUCAUCAAGAACAGCAGCGAUAUCGUCAUGUUCAAGGAGGAGGUCUCGAAGCAACUCAAGCAUCUGCGUGACUAUGCAGAAACAAACUGAUGCUGGUACGGUAACACCUAUUGGAGUUUUUGUUUGUCUUGUUCUCUAUCGCCCGCUACUACACGUUGUACUCAUUGGUUUAUAUUACAUCUUGUAUCCUUAGGAUUCUCUUCUUUCGUUACAAUGCGACCCUGUCUGAGCU